This is a messenger RNA of Girardinichthys multiradiatus, 4710 nucleotides long. RefSeq names its product nicotinamide phosphoribosyltransferase 1 (gene nampt1). Gene Ontology annotation, biological process: NAD+ biosynthetic process. Lineage: Eukaryota; Metazoa; Chordata; Actinopteri; Cyprinodontiformes; Goodeidae. The coding region runs from base 112 to 1587 and encodes 491 amino acids. The transcript is spliced from 11 exons. Gene Ontology annotation, molecular function: nicotinamide phosphoribosyltransferase activity. The record is from RefSeq and is a predicted model, not a curated record.
CCCCGCUCGGUUCCGUGGCUUGUCCUUCCUCUCCUGUGUCUAGUACCUCCAGCAGUAGGGCGCGCAACACAACAUACUGACAGUGGCGACUCAUAACCGAGGAGGGAAAAGAUGGAGCCUAGAGAAACCGACUUCAAUAUACUGCUAGCGACCGACUCAUACAAGGUUACUCAUUACAAACAGUAUCCGCCUAACACGAGUAAAGUGUACUCCUACUUCGAGUGUCGCGAGAAGAGGACAGAUCCAAGCAAAAACAGAAAAGUCAAAUAUGACAAAACUGUCUUUUACGGCCUACAGUACAUCCUUCACAAAUACUUAAAAGGAAAGGUCGUGACCCCGGAGAAGAUCCAGGAAGCAAAGGAGGUGUACAGGGAACAUUUCCAGGAUGAUGUUUUUAAUGUGAAGGGCUGGACUUACAUUUUGGAGAAAUACAAGGGCCAUCUUCCCAUUGAAAUCAAGGCCGUACCAGAAGGAAGUGUCAUUCCUCGAGGCAAUGUUUUGUUCACUGUGGAGAGCACAGAUCCUGAAUGCUACUGGCUCACUAACUGGGUGGAGACCAUUCUUGUUCAGAUCUGGUACCCAAUUACAGUGGCGACCAACUCCAGAGAGCAGAAGAAGAUCCUUGCCAAGUACCUCAUGGAGACCUCUGGGAACCUGGAUGGACUAGAGUAUAAAUUACAUGACUUUGGCUACAGGGGUGUGUCCUCACAAGAGACUGCUGGCAUUGGUGCCUCGGCCCAUCUGGUGAACUUCAAGGGUACAGACACAGUGGCUGGGAUCGGAGUCAUUAAGAAGUACUACGGCACUAAGGACCCAGUGCCAGGCUUUUCAGUACCUGCUGCUGAGCACAGUACAAUAACAGCAUGGGGGAAGGACCACGAAAAAGAUGCCUUCGAGCACAUCAUCAGGCAGUUUCCCAACGUGCCUGUGUCUAUCGUCAGCGACAGCUAUGACAUCUACAAUGCCUGUGAGAAGAUUUGGGGAGAGGACCUACGAGCGCUGAUAGAGACCCGCAGCGCAGAUGCCCCGCUGGUUGUUCGACCAGACUCAGGAAACCCACUUGAUACAGUUUUGAAGGUUUUGGAGAUACUGGGCAAAAAGUUUUCUCCGCAUGAGAACUCUAAAGGUUUUAAAGUUCUGCCUCCAUACAUCAGAGUCAUACAAGGAGAUGGAGUUGAUAUCAACACACUGCAGGAGAUCGUGGAGGGUAUGAAACAACACAAGUGGUCCAUCGAGAACAUCUCCUUUGGAUCUGGUGGAGCAUUGUUGCAAAAGCUGACCAGAGAUCUGCUCAACUGCUCGUUCAAAUGCAGCUAUGUGGUGACUAAUGGACUGGGGGUGAACGUGUUCAAGGAUCCAGUGGCUGACCCCAACAAGAGAUCAAAGAAAGGUCGGCUGUCUUUGCACCGGACGCCAAGCGGAGAUUUUGUCACUUUGGAGGAGGGCAAAGGAGAUCUGGAGGAGUAUGGAGUGGACCUGUUGCACACCGUGUUUCACAACGGGAAGAUUGUGAAGACCUACACAUUUGAUGACGUCAGAGACAAUGCCAAGCUUAAAGAAAGCGAGCUUGAGGAGCUGCUGCACUGAGUGCAGUCUUCCUGGACCCCCAGAUCUUCACCUUUUUACCUCCAGUUUCACCAUCAAAAAUGGAGGGAUAUGCACUGCUAACACAACCCUUCUCUUCCAAAUCCUGACGAGCUCAAAAAAAUGUUACAACAAAUAUAUAAAAACCCCCUAAAGAUUGCUGAAAAUUUAUUCUCAAUUCCACAAUUCAGAGGAAGUUUUAGGAAAUAACAAUUUGGAACCAGGCUUCUAAAGAUAAAUACCAUUCUCCCUAAAAGAAAGCAAAGUAUAUCCGUACGAGGUAUGGCAAGCAAGAAUAUCUACAGUAAAAAUAAUGUUCAAAUCAGCUGCAUCAACAAUUUAAUUUUAGCCAGAAUAUUUUGCAGCUCACUGAAAGUGUGGCGCUUCUACAUGUCUUUCUGUACAAAACUGCUAGGAAAAAAUACAAAUUUGAAUCAGCUUCGCUUUGUCCUCUAUGUGAAGGAAGAACUGAUGAUCCUUGUAUACUGCUGUACACUGAAAUACGUUAUUAUUCAAAAUGUUUUGCUUCACCUUGGUAGCAGUAAAUCCCAAACCCUUUAACUGUAAUUGUAGAUGGUAUUGUCAUAUUUUUUCCCCAAUUUCUUGCUUUUAAUUGGUAAUUACAGUCUAAACUAUACUUCUAGUAUGUACGCAGCCAACACAGAUGCAUUGCUGAGGGUAUAGAAAUGAUCAUCUCUCUGUGUCGUUAUGUUGCCCAUAGUGCAUUCUUAUCAUGAAGAUCCGACCCAAAAACAGAAUCUCGAAAAUAUGUAUCCAUUUAGGAUUUUAGCAUUUUGUACGCAUGAAUACUCUAUUUAAUAGUUUGAAAUCAGGAGGACGUCUUUAGAUCUUCAUGAUGGGUAAUGCAUAGCCUUUUUUGUGUAAGAUGGUGUAAAAGAAAAAAAAUAUAUAUAUAUGCAUCUCAAAAGUCAUCUUCACUGGUAUGAAGAUGAUGACAUUGUGUUCAUGAAUGAUUAUCAUUUUAUGGUUCCUGGGCUGAAAUGUAUGUUAAAUGUUUGUCCUGAUACGUGUGUUUCUCAGUGUGUAUACAGGUAUUUUCUUCCUUUAAACAACUGUGUAGUAGUCCUUUUAUGAAGAUGCAAUCGUUGAUGGAAGGAUUUGAGAACACACAAAGUUGGCUGGCCUUUGAAUCUGUAGGGGGGGUGUUGUAAUAGAGAGGUGGGUGUGGGAUGCGGUCUUUUGUAGUUGUAGAGUCGAGCUGGUCAGCAAACCUUCAGUAUCACUGCCUCAAGUCAGUCGGCAAAGCCGGCUGUCGAAGUGAAUGCCCAUUUAUCCUUCGGCUCGGUUCUCUUUCCACCUGUUCUGAACUGCUUAUUUCAGAGUCACCCAUUUUUUACAGGCUUUGAUGGGUCUCCUUGUUGACCUUUUAGAGUUGAAGGGGAUUUCAGAUGGGUUCAGAACUGGUGACAUCUCAAAAAAAUUUGAGUGGGAGUUUUCCAGGCUGAGCAGCUGGUAGUGACUAAUAGAUUUAUUCCCAUGAAAUUUGAAACCUCCGCAAUUUACACGGGCUGUACAUCCCCAGCUGCAAAGUUCUGCUGAUUCUUUUGGUUCCAGCAUGAUGUUAACAGUCAUGGCUUAGUGUAACAAGCCACAGGAGCUUUCUGUUCUGUCUGGCUGAUACGUUCUUGCGUCCUUAUUGCCGUCUCCAUCAGUGUCGGCUGUAGUUAGUGGGAGAUGCACCUAUCUCUGGUUUGGUGAAGCUUUGACCUGUCACUGUUGAUUUUAGCCAAUUCUGAUGGUAAGAAAUAAAAUAUUAUAUUAUAUUAGGUCACACUGUUUGUGUGUUAGAGGAGUGACUGACAUGGUUUAGUUAAUAUUUUUGAACAAAGACUAAAUAAAAUAGAGUUGACAUUUUAAGUCAUAUUUAGCAUCUUGUGUUACAUUUAGCUUAGUUGGCACAUUUAAUUUUACUUUAGCCGCAGUUUUCUUGUGUAUUCCCUAGAGAAUGUAGAUUUGUAUCCUAACUCGUUUUUUUUUUUUUUAUCUUCUUACAUCUUUCUGCUUCCACUGACGUAAGAAACAGCUAACCCCAAUGCCUCUUCAUUCAGUAACAGCAUCCACAGCAGAGUUGUCGGCUCAACCUGGUAGCACUUUCAUUUAGGGUCGGGGGCGAUCAACCAGUUUUAGGUGCAUCUCUGACAGUUUAAUGGAAAUGAACAAAUAUUGGCAUCCUAAUGAAGACGGUUAUUAUUUUAACAUCACCAUGUGAACGUCACAGAACAUCUUCCCAGGCACCACAGCUCUAGGCAGUCUAGUUUAAACGUUGGAAACUCCAGGCAGAAUUCAGUCAUUCAGCUGCUCUGCUAAUGUUUGCUUCACUCUCACAGCUGUAUGUAUUUCCCUCUCAAGAGGACUACUAGAACUUUUUAGAGCUUCAUACUGUUGAGAAAAGACCUGUGAUGUCUCCAACUCCUAAUUCUUGGCCUCGGCUCUGAAACACAGGAAAGCCAGAGAAGACCACAGCUUCUGACCUGUUUUUUUUUUUUUUUUUUUUAACCAUCUAUUGUUGCUGCUCUUUUGUCACAGACAGUAGUUGUUUUCUUUUCGAAAUAUGAGGUGCAUUUAGUAAAAUAUCAUUUUACUAUUUUGAUACUGUCUCAGUUCUUACCUCAGAUGAAUAUUAUUUUAUAUGACUAGGGAGAAGAAGAAAAAAAAUCACAGUAAAUGUCUUUAUUUACAAACAAUGCGGCCAUACUGCCUUCUCACUUGUACAUAAAACAAGGGGGUACAACUGAAAGCAGAGAGGGAACGCUAGGUGGAUGACCACACUAGAUACUACUAUUAUUUUUGUCAGAAUGACCAUUUUUGUACCAACUGAAGAAUAUCCAAAACGGCUUGACAGAACCGGCGGCGUGACUGUUUCUGGGACUGUUGAGCCUUUAGUUUGUGCGUGAGUGGAGUCCUGUGCGAAUGCCGUGUUGUAUAACGGAUGGGACAAAACAAAGAAAAAGUGGUUGUGAAUACUUUGAUUUUCUUUACGUUGAUUUAUUCGUAUGUAUAUGUUGUUCCAAAUUCUUUUUUUUUCCCAGCACAACAGAUUUGAACUAACAACUGGCUAUGUUGUGAAGAAACACUGAAUAAAAAUGCCACCCUGUCAGUUUGAAA